Molecule: messenger RNA, 1745 nt
Organism: Leopardus geoffroyi (Geoffroy's cat)
Lineage: Eukaryota; Metazoa; Chordata; Mammalia; Carnivora; Felidae
Gene: NKX2-3
Product: NK2 homeobox 3
Exons: 2
Coding region: 196-1302 (368 amino acids)
Biological process (GO): regulation of transcription by RNA polymerase II; cell differentiation
Cellular component (GO): nucleus
Molecular function (GO): RNA polymerase II cis-regulatory region sequence-specific DNA binding; DNA-binding transcription factor activity, RNA polymerase II-specific
Source: RefSeq, a predicted model, not a curated record
CAGUGGCUGUAACAAAACCCAGACCCCCAGGUCCGGGCCAAUGGAGGCGAUUUAGACUGGAGCGGGACCGCGUCUGUCAAAAACCCGACUCGGCAGCAGCGGCAGAGUCCAGAAGGAGAGCUGGAGCCGCUGCACUACUUCCCCGCCCCCGCCGGGAUUUAUUGAGUAUUUGGACUGGACAAUUAAGUGGCCCUGAUGAUGUUACCAAGCCCGGUCACCUCCACCCCUUUCUCAGUCAAAGACAUUUUGAAUCUGGAGCAGCAGCAGCAACAGCACUUCCACGGCGCGCACUUGCAGGCGGACUUGGAGCACCACUUCCACUCCGCACCGUGCAUGCUGGCCGCCACCGAGGGGACUCAAUUUUCUGACGGAGGGGAAGAAGACGAGGAAGAAGAGGGCGACAAACUGUCCUAUUUGAACUCACUAGCCACAGCCGAUGGCCACGGGGGCUCGGGGCUCUGUCCCCAGAGCUACGUCCACACAGUCCUGCGAGACUCGUGUAGCGGGCCUAAGGAACAUGAAGAGGAGCCCGAGGUCGUGAGGGACCGGAGCCAAAAAAGCUGCCAGCUGAAGAAGCCUCUGGAGGCGGCCGGGGAUUGUAAGGCGGCGGAGGAGAGCGAGAGACCCAAGCCACGCAGCCGCCGGAAGCCCCGGGUCCUCUUCUCGCAAGCCCAGGUCUUCGAGCUGGAACGCAGGUUCAAGCAGCAGAGGUACUUGUCGGCGCCCGAGCGCGAGCACCUCGCCAGCAGCUUGAAGCUCACGUCCACGCAGGUGAAGAUCUGGUUCCAGAACCGCAGGUACAAGUGCAAGAGACAGCGGCAGGACAAGUCUCUGGAGCUGGGCGCGCACGCACCCCCGCCGCCACCGCGCCGCGUGGCAGUGCCUGUGCUGGUGCGGGACGGCAAGCCGUGCGUCACGCCGGGCGCGCAAGCCUACGGCGCGCCCUACAGCGUGGGUGCGGGCGCCUACUCCUACAACAGCUUCCCCGCCUAUGGCUAUGGGAACUCGGCCGCUGCCGCCGCCGCCGCCGCUGCCGCCGCCGCCGCCGCGGCGGCCUACAGCGGCAGCUACGGCUGUGCGUACCCGGCAGGCGGCAGCGGCGGCGGCGGCGGCGGCGGCGGGGCCUCCGCGGCGGCCGCGGCCAUGCAGCCCGCCUGCAGCGCUGCCGGAGGCGGCCCCUUUGUGAACGUGAGCAACCUAGGCGGCUUUGGCGGUGGCGGCGGCGCGCAGCCGUUGCACCAGGGUGCGGCGACCGGGGCUGCUUGCGCGCAGGGCACCUUGCAGGGCAUCCGGGCCUGGUAGGCACGCGGCUGGUCACGCGGCAGUCGCCCCACUGCAGCCUGGCACCGCGGGACUGAAGCGCGAGAAAGGUUGGACCUUAGGGCCAGGUCCCCUCGUUAAAAAAAAAAAAAAAAGCCACACAAAACAACAACAAAAGACACGUCUCGAUCCGUGAGCACAGCUCAAGCGGAGCCUGGGGAAGGGGGAUGAGGGGCGAGGAGGAUGCCCGAGACCGGUCGCGGAGACUGUCUGUGAGGCAGAAACUCCGGCUGGGUGCCGGGAGGACAAUGGCCCCGAUUCUGGCCCCGAAGUGAGUGCGAGAGGCUGGGACUCUGGCUGCCGUUUGGUUCUCCCAAACCAAGAAGGCCUUCUUUCCCCUUGGCCUUCCCGCGGCUUCCGCGAAAUGACGGCAGAAAACCCAAGGACAAAAAAAAAAAAAAAAAAAAAAAAAAGGCAUGAAGGAG